Rotaria sordida is the source of this 990-nucleotide messenger RNA. NCBI's taxonomy places the organism in Eukaryota, Metazoa, Rotifera, Eurotatoria, Philodinida, Philodinidae. The record is from the annotation of a GenBank genome assembly.
AUGAACAAAGUUUUUAAACAAAAAUCUCAAUCAUGCAAAGCAAUCAAUAAUCAAAAUCAAGUUUUCGUAUUUGGUCAUCGUAAUCCAGAUACAGAUGCUAUUGUAAGUGCAUUGGUCUAUGCUGCCUUUCUUCGUCGUAUGAAAAUCAAUGCUAAAGCUUAUCGUCUUGGGAAUCUCAAUAAAGAGACGCAAUUUGUACUUAAAACAGCUGGUAUUCAACCACCUAAUAUGUUACCUAGUGAUCUAGCGAAUGGUACUGCAGUUGCUCUAGUCGAUCAUAAUGAAAGUCAACAAUCAAUGGAAAAUCUGAAAAAUAUGCGUGUAAAAUACGUUGUUGAUCAUCAUAAAUUAGGUGAUUUAACCACAUCGGAACCUAUCUAUAUUCGUUUUGAACCAGUAGGAUGUACAGCAACAAUAUUAACAAAAAUGUAUCGUGAAAAUCAACUACGUAUAAGUCAAAAGAUAGCCUUACUUCUUAUCCCUGCUAUUCUUAGUGAUACACUUCAUUUUCGAUCAUCGACGACAACCGAUGAUGAUCGUUCAAUGGUUGAUUAUCUGCUACCAAUUGCUAAAAUCACUGAUGUUAACUCGUAUGCAAAUGAAAUGCUUAUUGCUAAAAGUAAUUUAAGCAACUAUACAAUGCGAGAAGUUCUUCUCGAUUAUAAAACUUAUACAUUUAAUAAUCAAUUAUGGGGUAUUGGUGUAGCCGAAACAUUUUAUCCAAAUAAUAUACUUGAACGAAAAGAUGAAUUACUUCAAGCAAUGAUUGAUGAAAAGAAAACACAUCAUUUAACUGAUAUUCUUUUCUCGAUUAUUGAUAUUGUCAAAGAACGAAAUUCUAUGAUUAUUCUUAGUGAACCAGAAAAAACUGUUGUUGAAAAAGCAUUUAAUGUCACUAUUCAAAAUGGAAUUGCUGAUUUAGGCUCAAGAAUCAGUCGAAAGAAAGAUAUUGUUCCUGCACUUGAACUUUAUUUCAAAACAAAUACAUGA